Messenger RNA from Hemicordylus capensis (graceful crag lizard), 1892 nucleotides. It is a transcript of the gene SNX5, whose product is annotated as sorting nexin 5. Lineage: Eukaryota; Metazoa; Chordata; Lepidosauria; Squamata; Cordylidae. Gene Ontology annotation, molecular function: phosphatidylinositol binding; dynactin binding. The transcript is spliced from 14 exons. The record is from RefSeq and is a predicted model, not a curated record. Gene Ontology annotation, cellular component: endosome. Gene Ontology annotation, biological process: intracellular protein transport; pinocytosis. The coding region runs from base 136 to 1398 and encodes 420 amino acids.
AGUGGGCGGGGCCAAGAAGUGGUGGGCGGUUCCUUCGCUACUGCCGGAGUCGGAGAGGCGAUAUGAGGAGCUCGUGAGGCAGUUCAGCGAUUGCGCUGUGAGGACGGCAAAAAGCCAGGGGGAGUUGCUGCCAUCAUGUCUUUACCCACGGAAGAACAGCAGCAAAAGGAAGAGACAGGCAUGGUGAGCGGGAACAAGCAGCUUUAUAAAUGCCGGUGCAAUAAUCACAGUCUACAGAUGAGGUCUGUGUCUGUGGAUCUAAAUAUUGAUCCUUCGCUGCAGAUUGACAUUCCUGAUGCUCUCAGUGAAAAAGACAAAGUGAAAUUCACAGUCCACACUAAGACUACUCUACCAGUUUUUCAGGGCACUGAGUUCUCUGUCACAAGGCAGCAUGAAGAUUUUGAGUGGCUUCAUGAUACGUUUAUUGAAACAGAAGAAUAUGCAGGACUAAUUAUUCCUCCAGCACCUGCAAAGCCUGAUUUUGAUGGUCCUAGAGAGAAGAUGCAUAAACUCGGUGAAGGAGAAAUGUCUAUGACACGAGAGGAAUUUGCCAAAAUGAAACAAGAGCUGGAAGCAGAAUAUCUUGCUGUUUUCAAGAAGACUGUGUCAUCACAUGAAGUCUUCCUUCAACGAAUUUCUUCUCAUCCUGUUCUCAGCCAAGAUCACAACUUCCAUGUCUUCCUUGAAUAUGACCAAGAUCUAAGUGUUCGGAGAAAAAACACAAAAGAGAUGUUCGGUGGCUUCUUCAAAAGUGUGGUUAAAAGUGCUGAUGAAGUUCUGUUCUCUGGGGUUAAGGAAGUAGAUGAUUUCUUUGAGCAAGAGAAGACUUUUCUUGUGAACUACUACAAUAGAAUCAAGGAAGCAUGUGUAAAGGCAGAUAAGAUGACAAGAUCUCAUAAAAAUGUUGCAGAAGACUAUAUUCAUACUUCAGCUUGUUUGAACAGCCUGGCUGUAGAAGAGCCAACAGUCAUUAAGAAGUACUUGGUGAAAAUUUCUGAGCUCUUUGAGAAACUCAGGAAAGUAGAGAAUCGUGUUUCUUCUGAUGAAGAUUUGAAGCUGUCAGAGUUAUUAAGAUACUAUAUGCUCAAUAUAGAAGCAGCAAAGGAUCUCUUGUACAGACGUACACGGGCCCUUGUGGACUAUGAGAACUCUAAUAAAGCUCUGGAUAAAGCUAGACUGAAAGGCAAAGACGUCAGAUUGACAGAAGCACAUCAGCAAGAGUGCUGCCAAAGAUUUGAAAAACUUUCUGAAUCUGCAAAACAAGAACUGAACAGCUUCAGACGGAAGCGAAUAGCAGCAUUUCGUAAAAAUCUAGUUGAAAUGACUGAACUAGAGAUCAAGCAUGCAAAGAACAAUGUUUCUCUCCUGCAAAGCUGCCUGGACUUGUUAAAGAACUGAAGGCACCUCUUCUUCUGUCUGAAUGGGUUGGGAGUCAGAGCACUGAACAGCCAAAUAGGAAUUCAUUCCUAGCUUGGCUUAUUUAAGCAGUUAUUUAGGUAAAAACAUAACUGAGCUGGCACUAAUAUAUAUGAUACAUUGUACUACAUAAGACUUGCUUGGAUUGUGACUAACUGUCUUAAUUUCUCAAGAUGAGCAAAUAUAUAUUGUUUGAUAACUGGUAAACUGCUAUUGUGACAAACUGGAUUCUGGGAAAACUGCAUAAUCUUGAAAGACAAUGUGUACUGGAAAACAUGUAAACAAGUCUGUUAUGAUCUUUUGUAGAUAUACAAAAACAUCUCAAACUAUAUCUGCAAAUGACUACAGCAAAUGCUUCUGCAGUUUUAUAAGGAAAUAUCCAAACAUACUGCUCUAUAGACAUCUGUCAAUUCAGUAUUUUGGAUUCAAUAUUUGUAUGCUCUUGGGCAGUACAAAAUAAAGACAUCUAAUCAUAA